UUCGGUCAAUUGGUAUGGUUUUAAGACAUUUACGAAUUCCUUUUCCCUAUUUCAGACAAGUAAUGGUGAUACUGAAACAUCAGAGAGUAUUGGUGGAUCCAAAGAAGGAGUUAGAGUACAAAUAUUGGAUUGGAUUCAAUCAGGAGAUGUAGUUGUUGGGAAGGAGAAUUAUGUUCUGCUGAACCGAUGUACAAAAUUGGUCGUAUACCAAUUGGUCCUAAUGCAAUGGAUGUCCUUGUUAAGUCAUCACUAAGUUUAGAAGCUUUUCUCUGGAGGCCUACAACAGAUGUGCUAUAUCUUGAAGAAACUGUGGGAUGCAAAAUACCUUGGCCAAUGGACAAGGUGCUUUUGUAUAUGGAUCCAGUCGCUUCCGAAGAUGUAUCCAUGCAAAACAAGGAAAGUGAAACUCGAAGAUGCAAAAUAUAUGACUAAUGAAGACGAUGAGGUUAUUGCUGAAGGUGUUGUGUGCUCAACUAACUCCAAAGAGAAGGUUAACAAUAUACCUCUAGGUCCAAGUGCUGUUUGUAUUGAAGUUGUGAAGGUUUUCAAUGAUAAUGCUCAUUUGUGGAGGCCAACUACUGAAGCUAGUUUAAUUGGUGAUGCAAUUAACGAGAAAAUCGCAUGGCCAGUCCUAAAGAUUGACGUCACGACUGCAACCACUACAGAUGCAACACAACCUAAAGUCCAGGUAUGUUAUUUCAUUUGUUUGUCUGUUGAUUGAUGUUGGAACUUGCUUCUAUUAUUUGCUUUGAGUUGUAGAGUCCAGGCAGCAAUAGUUCCACCAGAAGUCCAAAGCAGAAGUGUUAUCUUUUAGAUUGCAGCAACUCUGGACGUAAGGUAGCUGAAUGAAGAGUAGUUUCAACAGAUCCGAACGACUCGUGCCAUCAUGUACUCAUAGGUCCAAAUGCAAGCAAGGUCUCAGUUGAAGUGGCUAAGAUUGGUAUAGCAAAGGUGUGGAGGCCAAAUUCAGAGAUUGAAACCAUUUCUGAUGCAAUAGGUUCAAUUGUAGCAUGGCCAAAUGAUAAAAUAAAGUUUGUGUGAAUGGAUGGGAUAUGAUGUUGCAAUUGUUGGAAUUUUUAUUUUAAUUUGUA
Molecule: messenger RNA, 1091 nt
Organism: Camelina sativa (false flax)
Lineage: Eukaryota; Viridiplantae; Streptophyta; Magnoliopsida; Brassicales; Brassicaceae
Source: RefSeq, a predicted model, not a curated record